Molecule: messenger RNA, 2613 nt
Organism: Pseudophryne corroboree (corroboree frog)
Lineage: Eukaryota; Metazoa; Chordata; Amphibia; Anura; Myobatrachidae
Gene: CLDN15
Product: claudin 15
Exons: 5
Coding region: 580-1278 (232 amino acids)
Biological process (GO): cell adhesion; bicellular tight junction assembly
Cellular component (GO): bicellular tight junction; plasma membrane
Molecular function (GO): structural molecule activity
Source: RefSeq, a predicted model, not a curated record
AGGAGAAGGAGGAGGAGGAGGAGAAGAAGGAGGACGUGUCCACACCUUCACACUGCUCCCUGUGUACCAGACAGUUGCAGCAAGGGAAACAUUUCAUUCCUCCUGCCUGCCAGUGACUGCACAUACUAUAGUCAGAGAUCUCCAACCUGAGACAGCGACCCAACUGAGAUGAGCCAGGGGACAGCCGGGGACUAGACUGGAAGGGUCAGCUGGGAACAGAGUAAGCAGAUUGGAGACAGUGACUGAAAGAAGAGGACACACAAGGCGAAAGAGUGAGAAGGUUUAUCAUAGGGACAAGAGGGUCCUGUGGAAGGGACCAUGUUACAGUAGAUAAGGGGUCAUUGGUAGAAAGGUAAAGGUUCACAGCUCCUGAUAACAGCUCAGUUGAGGUUAGUUGGACGGGGUUAGCUCUAAGCCGUGACGGAGGAAAGUCAGACAGGUGGGGGCGACAGUGAUAGAAGAGACCGUUAGAGGAGGUGAAUGGUAGAAAUAAAUCGCCCACUCAAGACGUAAGGAGAAUUCCAGGCCUGUGUCCUAUCCCAGCCACCACCACCACCACCACCUCCACCAACUGUGGAGAUGUCUGCCAUUGUGGAGACAGUGGGAUUUUUCUUCGGGGUGACCGGCUCCGUCAUGUUGGGCAUCACCCUCUUCAACGCCAACUGGCGCGUUUCCUCCGUCGACGGGAACGUCAUCACGACAUCCACGUUGUUCGAAAACCUGUGGAUGAGCUGCGCCACCGACUCCACCGGAGUGUACAACUGUCGAGAUUUCCAGUCCUUGCUGGCACUGUCAGGUUACCUGCAAGCUUCCCGGGCCCUGAUGAUUUCCUCGCUGGUGUUUGGACUUUUCGCAUGCCUCAGUGGGAUGAUCGGGCUACAGUGUACCAAGGUGGCUGAGGGGAAUGAAGCGCUGAAGGGGAAAUUUGCCACGGUUGCUGGAGCGUUGUCGGUGUUUUCAGGACUCUGCGCCGGAAUUUCCGUCUCCUGGUACGCAUUCAACAUCACCCAGGAGUUCUUCAAUCCCUAUUACCCCGGAACCAAAUAUGAGAUUGGGCCGGCGCUUUACCUCGGCUGGUCGGGGUCCCUACUGGAUAUCGUUGGAGGGGGGCUGAUGUGCUGCUCCUACAAGCAGGUGACGAAGGCUAAAAGUAAGUACACCUAUAAUUAUCGGUCAACGAAUUCGGUGUCUGCUGCUAAGCCAGCGCCUCAAACUGCUCUCCCGCGCUAUGAAUCCAGCAACAGUAUCUCAAAAUAUGGCAAGAAUGCAUAUGUAUAGGACUAUACACUGAUGAAGACUGUGCAACACAAAGUGCGUUCCGGCCGCAGCGCCUCUUCGCACGGCCUCCAUCCAUAUCAAGCUUCUGUCUUCCGUUUUCAACAAUGGUCCAUCAGCAUUUUCAUUCCCCAGGCCUUGGUGCGUUGCUGCACCAUCCAAACACUGGACAUCAGAGAGUAAUAUAUUGGGUUUUAUUUUUCAUGGAAAUAUUGAUCUUUUGGUGUUGGCAAAUUAAUUUUGGGCUUUUACAGGAAAUCGCUUGUAUGUACCUUUAACCUAAAGUCUGUAAUGUCCAAAGACGGUUGAUCCAGGCCGGCUUGAGUGCUACAAGUUAUUAAAAACAAGACUUCAUAUGAAAGGUCCAAUUUCAAGGACCUUCUCCAACUUGCUCAGUUUCAAUAAGAAGACUUCAUAUGAAAGGUCCAACUUCGAGGACCUUCUCCAACUUGCUCAGUUUCAAUAAGAAGACUUCAUAUGAAAGGUCCAACUUCGAGGACCUUCUCCAACUUGCUCAGUUUCAAAAAGAAGGCUUCAUAUGAAAGGUCCAACUUCAAGGACCUUCUCCAACUUGCUCAGUUUCAAAAAGAAGACUUCAUAUGAAAGGUCCAACUUCGAGGACCUUCUCCAACUUGCUCAGUUUCAAAAAGAAGACUUCAUAUGAAAGGUCCAACUUCGAGGACCUUCUCCAACUUGCUCAGUUUCAAAGAGAAGACUUCAUAUGAAAGGUCCAACUUCGAGGACAUUUGGCAACUUGCUCCGUUUCCACCUACAAUGUUUUAUACCUACAAUUUCUGCUGAAGAAAUAUUCUUUUAAGAUUUACUAAACACUAUUUUUUUAAUGUAUUAAAAAAAAAAUACUUUGUAUUCUGUGAAUUUGAUUAUGCUGUUGCAGCUUUUUCAGAGUCCAAGUCUAUGGGGUCCGUUAUCGAAGGAUAUACUGUAGGAUUCCGCCAUUGUUAGUGCGGCGAUUCCGCUGGAAAGACAUUUAUAUACCGGAAAGAAUCGUGACAGUGGCGGAUUUCUGUAAUGAGUUUAAGAGACUUGUUGGAACGCUUAUAGAAAUAAAGACAACCGAUGACUUGUGGUAAUGACCUAGCUCUCCUCUCAGGAACGACGUGCAAUUUGUUCCAUGGCGGCUUUCGCCAAUACCGGGAUGAGCGGAAACAUCAUUUCCACGAGCAACAUCAUAAAUUCCUAAACUGUAUUAGAUUGUGAGCUUUUUUUCUUUUUUGCAUUGUCUAUUUUUGUAAAAACCUGUCUUAAUUGUUGUCGAUAAUUAUUCCAAGUAUUAACAGUUGAAUGCAAUCUGAAAAAUUAAACUAUUGUUUGAUAUCA